Molecule: messenger RNA, 1326 nt
Organism: Otolemur garnettii (small-eared galago)
Lineage: Eukaryota; Metazoa; Chordata; Mammalia; Primates; Galagidae
Gene: LRAT
Product: lecithin retinol acyltransferase
Exons: 2
Coding region: 231-923 (230 amino acids)
Biological process (GO): retinol metabolic process
Molecular function (GO): phosphatidylcholine-retinol O-acyltransferase activity
Source: RefSeq, a predicted model, not a curated record
GGUGUGUCCCUGGUAACGCUGGUUCCACUGUUCCCGUGUCAGCUACUUCAUCUUCCUCAUCCCCCACUGAGGUUUGGCUGAGCCAGGCUUCUCGGCUGCUGCAGUACCUCGCGCUGUAUCUCACCUGGCCAGCAGGUGGGCCGCAUCACCGCGCCGCUGUCUGGCGAGCUCACUGUGCCUUUAGCCAGAGCGCCAGGGGCACGCCUCCAAGGCUCCCUCUCCUCUGCAGGAUGAAGAACUCGAUGCUGGAAGUGGUGUCCCUACUCCUGGAGAAGCUGCUCCUCAUCUCCAACUUCAAGUUCUUCAGUUCGGGCCACCCGGGCGAAGACAAAGGGAGGAACAGUUUCUAUGAGGUCAGUUCUUUCCUACGAGGUGACGUGCUGGAGGUGCCCCGGACACACCUGACCCACUAUGGCAUCUACCUGGGUGACAAUCGUGUCGCCCACCUGAUGCCCGACAUCCUUUUGGCUCUCACCGACGACAAGGGACGCACUCAGAAGGUGGUCUCCAACAAGCGUCUCAUCCUGGGCGUCAUUGUCAAAGUGGCUAGCAUCCGCGUGGACACAGUGGAGGACUUCGCCUAUGGAGCCAACAUCCUGGUCAAUCACCUGGACGAGUCCCUGAAGAAGAAGGCGCUGCUCAACGAAGAAGUGGCACGGAGGGCUGAGAAGUUGCUGGGCAUAACUUCCUACAGCCUGUUGUGGAACAACUGCGAGCACUUCGUGACAUACUGCAGAUAUGGCACCCCGGUCAGCCCCCAGGCGGACAAGUUUUGUGAGAAUGUGAAGAUAAUUAUUCGUGAUCAGAGAAGUGUUCUUGCUUCAGCAGUCUUGGGACUGGCGUCUAUAGUCUGUAUGGGCUUGGCGUCAUAUACAACACUCCCAGCAAUUUUUAUUCCAUUCUGCUUAUGGAUGGCUGGCUAACUUCAUAUGCCUGCAUCAGUGUGUGUAUCCUGUUUGUAAAUAUGUUUAUAUUAUAGAGCACCAAUCAGUAUGAAGCAUUGUUAAGAAAAAUGUGACCUGUAAGAUUGUGUUCCGGAUAAAAAAUGUGAUUUAAAAUCACGCAAAAUGCUUACUGUGUAAGCCCAAGAACAAAGGCUUUCUGAAUCUUCCUAGGCAAGUCCAUUUUAAAGUACCAUCCAAACCUUGGAAAUAGGACAGCUUGCGACAGAAUUCAGCAAUACAAGAAAACCAGCCCCUAAUUUGAUGGCCACAGGAGAUUGUGGGGAUUUUGUUUUUGUUUUGUGUUCUCUCCUGUAAUCACUGGUGUUCUGCUAGGCUGAGUUUGAAGAUCAGAAGAUUUAUUGAAUUGAUACCCUUAACUUUA